GCUUGACACCUGCCUGAGAUUUGCUUGUUGCAGCAAGACACAUGCAGCAGAUCCCCCACAGAAGCUCCAUCGUAGGCACCCAGAUUGACGGGCGGACUUUGGUGAGAACCAUUUGGCUGGGGAUCUGGCCCACUAUGUAGCCAAUGUUGAACAACGUGCUGCUGGCCAUGUUAUACUGGUUACCAUGGAAAUGGUAGUCCUCCUUCAUGCCUGAGGCAUAUGCGUUGGAGAGGUUGGUCUGAUCUAAAGUUUUUAGGAAAUACCCCACGCAAGCGUACGUCAGGAUCCAGAAGUCGAUCUUGAAGUACAUGUAUCUCUCCUUGGGAGGUUUGUCGAGGGUAUCCCAUAGCUUACCCUUGUGGCGAUGCCAAGACGCAGAAACAGACAUGGUGGAGGGCUGGAGAAAGGAUAUGGGUGUUGUUAUAUAGGAACUUUUUUCAAGUGGCUACCAUCCACGCAAAUUUCGAACAAUUGGACAUGCAGGAAGCCUCAAUUCUGAUACAAAUUUGAAAGGACGAUCAGGAGAUGCAAAAUGGGUAAAAUCACCCGCGCGCGGGCAAGCCAGCAACUCUAGGGAGGAGUGAAGCACAUUUCACGGUGUCUCUGAACUUCUCCUGGGGCAUCUUGGGCAUAAGCUAUCUAGUUGGACCCAAUCAGCCAUUAUCGAAGCCACAUUCCACAACGGAGUUUUCCUGCAGCAAAACUCCGCCCAUAAAAAAAGCACGAGACAGCUUCUUCUCUUUCCCCAGACAUGCUUUCCGAAGAAGAAGCCCGCCAACUUUACAGCGAGUCCAUCCACAUCGACUCACUUAACAUUUGCAAUUGGGGACCAGAGAUUUUCCAGGCUUGGCGCAAGGGUGGCAUCACCACCGUCUCGUGCACCUGUGGCCUUUGGGAGGACUUCAAAGGCACCAUUGCCAAUAUAGUUCAGUGGAAAAAAUGGUACGAGGAGUACAGUGACCUAAUCAUGGAGAUCGCCAGUAUUGAAGACGUCUACACUGCCAAAAAGCUCAACAAGACAGGUGUCAUCCUAAAUUUCCAAAACACCUCCGGCAUUGAGGACCAACUGGACUACCUGCGUGUGUUCCGCGAUCUCAAUGUCCGCCAGAUGCAGCUCACUUACAACACGCAGAAUUACUCCGGUGCGGGAUACACCGAGUUGCACGACUCCGGGUUGACCGGUUUUGGCAGAGAAGUGGUGGACCACAUGGCAGAUCUGGGGAUCGUGUGCGAUUUAUCGCACGUCGGGCCACAGACGACGAAAGACACGAUCGAGUACGCGCGCAAGCCGCCGUGCUUCUCGCAUGUGUUGCCUUCCGGGAUGAAAGAGUCUGGUCGCAACAAGAGCGAUGAGGAGAUCCGCGCGCUGGGGGCCAAGGGCGGGAUGGUUGCGGCUUCCAAUUUCGGCCCCCACAUGAAGAUGGGCAACGACAGUAAAAUCGACGAUUACGUGGAGGUGUUGGAAUAUCUCAUUGACCUUGUGGGGGAAGAUCUUGUUGGGAUCGGGUCCGACGCGUCGGAGGGCCACGCCCGGCCGUCGCCAUUCCUGGAGUGGUGCAACCGGGACAAGGGCUACGCGCGCAAGAUGACCGAGUGGGGCAGCGCACCGGUCGUCAAGCCGUUGGGCAAUCUAGCCGACCGCGAGGAACUGGCGGUCGCCAUGGCCAAACGCGGCUGGACGGCCGAGAGAAUGCGCAAGGUGCUGGGUCUCAAUUGGCUUAACUAUUAUAAGCGUAUAUGG
Ogataea polymorpha is the source of this 1741-nucleotide messenger RNA. RefSeq lists its product as uncharacterized. The transcript has a single exon. The annotation marks the transcript as partial. The record is from RefSeq and is a predicted model, not a curated record. Gene Ontology annotation, molecular function: metallodipeptidase activity. NCBI's taxonomy places the organism in Eukaryota, Fungi, Ascomycota, Pichiomycetes, Pichiales, Pichiaceae. Gene Ontology annotation, biological process: proteolysis.